Octopus bimaculoides (California two-spot octopus) is the source of this 1903-nucleotide messenger RNA. RefSeq names its product pleckstrin homology domain-containing family G member 7. NCBI's taxonomy places the organism in Eukaryota, Metazoa, Mollusca, Cephalopoda, Octopoda, Octopodidae. Gene Ontology annotation, molecular function: guanyl-nucleotide exchange factor activity. The record is from RefSeq and is a predicted model, not a curated record. Gene Ontology annotation, biological process: Rho protein signal transduction.
AUGAUAAGUAUUGGAUCCCUGGGAACAAAUUUCGGUGAUGUCUCUCCAAGUACUUUAUCUCCAGAACUCUCACCAAGUAAUUCUUGCGAUGAAGGCGAAGGAGGCAGUAACUUAGCGGGACGUCUACGGCGAAGGCGCAGCUCUGUGGAUAUUCCAAUGACAGUGUACCCAGGCGACCUUCUAGGACACAGAGUUCCUCCCCAUAAUAAAAAGCUUACAAAACGAAAUACUGUGGCAGAUUUUGCUACAAGGCAAGAUUUGCCCACCAUCUACUCUGAGUCAGUUACUGAUUCUAAAAAAAGUCGACAAACAUUUUCUCUUCUCCGAUUGAUGAAGACACGGAGCAAAGAGAAUCUCACACAGCUAGAAGAAGUGCUAAUGAAAUUAAAACCGUCCGAGUUUAGAGAUAACACAUUAAUAGGAUACAAGAAUCUUCAUUGGUCUGAUCUGAUCGCGUCUCCAGACACAGAUGCAGAUCCAUUACGGCUAUCGUGCAAGGAGCUGAAACGCAGAGAAGCAGUAUGGGAACUUUUCAAGAGUGAAGUUAUAUUCUUAGUCGAUCAUCUUAUGGUUUUAAAACACUGCUUCAUGGAACCCUUGAAAAAGUGCCAGGUCGAAGGUCAUCUGAUGUUUGCAGAGCCUCGUUAUCUAUUCGGAAACUUGGAUGAAAUUUGUUAUGUGAGCUACACAUUCUGUAAAGAUUUCCUCUCGGCCUUACUCAAGAGUAUGAGCUCAACACAAUUUGGCAGCACGUCAGUUUUCAUCAAAGCCUUCCAGAGGUUUUCUUGUCACUCCAAGGAUGGUGAUGUUUAUCAUGUCUAUUGCCUCAAUUACAUGAAUGCUAUGAACUAUCUAGAGCAGCUUCGGAAACACGAAGAAUUCUGUGAAUUUGAAAAGUGGUGUGAACAAGACGCUCGCUGUAACAGACUACAGGUACCUGAUCUGCUAGUCGCUCCCAUUCAGCACUGUACCAAACUACCUCUCAUGCUCAGCAAUGUUCGCGCCUACACAGAAGAAGAAGAAGAACGGCAACAAAUCACAGAUUCCAUAGAGAAGGUGGAAAGUUCGCUUUAUGAACUCGAAGACAAAAUGAAAUGGCUGAAAAACUAUGAACGAGUCAGGGAGAUCCAUCAACAGCUAAUAUGGCCAACCAUUCAAGAGAUUGAUCCCCGUGUGUAUAUCCCGGAUCGGCAAGCUGGUAUUGAAUCUGUACAGCGUCAGAAUAUAGUUCAGACAUUAGACCGUGGUACCUUCACUGUUUACCGCCAACCAAUUGCCUUAGACCGUUUGAUAAUGCACGAAUUGACUCCAUCAGAAUCAAUGUCGUGCGGUUUAAAAAACACGUUUAUGUUGCUGCAUAUCAGUCGAUUUCAACAGGUGAUUGGAGUUUAUACUCUCCAGGCUUGCAAUGAAACUUCCAAGAGCCAAUGGCUGACAUCAUUGAAAGAUGCCAAAGAAAAGUACGCAGAUAAACACGGGCAAAACCCAGAAAACAGUGACAGAACCAGUACAGAAGCAACGUCACUACGGUCUGAACCGUCUUCGGAGAAAUUUCCUGAUUGGACAUCGCUGAAAUGCAAUCAUCCCAAGUCGAAAUCAAUGGACGUUGUGCAUUUCUGACAAUUACCACCCGCUGUUCAGCGAAAUCAAGGGAAGCCGAACAGCAUUUUCUACCAAAAGCAAUUCCCUGAUCCAAUCGAAGAAGGAAAAAACACACCCGAAGAAAUGGAUGUUAUCUCUAAGUUUGAUAAUAUUGACGGAACGGAUUCUGAAACCAAAAACGUUGCAAUAGACGAAAGUGAACAAAAAAUUAGUAUUGAUAAAGAGGAAUCCCGUGAAAUAUGAACGGCCAUUAUCGUUAUUAUCACCAUAUUAAUAAUAUAAAUAAUAUGGAUAAUAUUAA